Zymoseptoria tritici IPO323 is the source of this 1221-nucleotide messenger RNA. Its product is annotated as putative phosphopantetheinyl transferase. The transcript has a single exon. NCBI's taxonomy places the organism in Eukaryota, Fungi, Ascomycota, Dothideomycetes, Mycosphaerellales, Mycosphaerellaceae. Gene Ontology annotation, molecular function: holo-[acyl-carrier-protein] synthase activity; magnesium ion binding. The record is from RefSeq and is a predicted model, not a curated record. Bases 1 to 1221 code for a protein of 406 amino acids. Gene Ontology annotation, cellular component: cytosol.
AUGGCCCAACAACUGCAGUCGCUGUCAGACAGCCUGCCGAGUGUCUCGACUCUGGUCAAUGGAAUAACCAACGCCUUCCACAAUGCCACAUCUCUGGUCAGUGGCGCUCCGCACGCUGGCGAAAUUACCUGCUGGCUGAUCGAUACUCGAAAGCUGUGGCCUGGAACCAAAAUCUGGGAUGCUCCUGGCGCAGCAGAAGCCAUGGGUUUGAUUUCUGUGGCCGAGCAGAAUGCCAUCUCGACGAAGAUGUUCAUUCAAGACGCACGCAUGAGCCUUGCAAGUGCACUGAUCAAGCGACUCUAUAUCUCCAGAACCCUGGACAUCCCCUGGAAGGACGUGAUUCUUGCUAGGAAAGGUGAUGCACAGCAUGGAAAGCCAUGCGCGGUAGAUGUGGCCGGCAAGCCCAUCGAGGGCAUCGACUUCAACGUGUCACACCAGGCAGGACUGGUGACCUUGAUCGGAUGGAACGGCAAGCUGCGACAUUCGUACAGCUCUGAAGGUAUCAUCGAGGGAUCUGUCAAUACUCCAGCCGCCGAAGACUUUGACACGAAUGUCAUGGUGGGCACUGACAUCGUUUGCGUACACGAACGAAACGAUGACCGCACCAUAGAAGAGGAAGGUCUGGAGAGCUGGGUCGACACCUUCGACUUUGUCUUCAGCGAUGAAGAGCGAUGGAGCAUGAAGUUUGACGUCGACUAUGUUACUCUGGCGGACGGCAAAAUCUUGAGCAAGGAAGAGCUCGGCCGCCACGACCGUUGUGUGCAGCGCAACAGAAACCUUGCUGUCACCACGAAGGAGGGAGAAGCCAUCACAUUGAACUCCAACCGUAUCAUCGAAGCCAAGCUGCGUCGUUUCUACACGUACUUCUGCUACAAGGAAGCAUACAUCAAGCUUGCUGGCGAGGCACUACUGGCGCCGUGGCUGAAGGAACUGGAAUUUUUCAACGUACGUAGUCCGAAGCCCGCUGAUCCGCCUCAGAAGGACGGCUCCAGUCAGUGGGGUGAGGAGGUCAACGAUGUCGAGGUUCACCUCAGUAGCGAGGAGGUCAGCGAUGUUCGCAUGAACAUUACGGCGUUUGACGAGAACCACAUGGUGUCGACCGCCAUACAAGGCAAGAUCAAAGGCAUCAAAGUGCCGCCUUUCAGCUCCAUUGAUCUGCAGAAAGACAUUCUGGACUAUGCCUAUCAGCAUUUGAAGAUUGCUCCAACAACUCACACUUGA